AUGAAAUCGUUGAAUAAGCCUCCAAUCACAUCAUCAUUGUCGGAAUUGAAUAAUCAUGGAGGAACGAACAAUGGCAAACAUCAAAGUUCUUCAUCAAUAUCAUCACUUGCAAAAUUGAUCGGAAAUCAAAAAGAAAGAAGGAAAAGACUCAAAAUGAGUGUUUCCGAUCCAUUUGAUGGAUUUAUGAAUUCUAAUUCCACCCAUCAUCAUCAGCAAGAUGACAAUCAUAAUGGUAGUAUGAUUAUGGAUGGUACUGGUCCAACUGGACCAACUCCUAACGCUACACAUAAAUUACUACAUAAUAUUUUACGAGAAGAAGACGAAGAGCCAUUAUUACUCUUGAACCAAUCAUCACACGAUAACCAAAAACAUGAUUUGAUGGAAAAGCUCAUGGACCACUUCUCAACAAUAUCCAUCUCUUUGUUUCAUAUGGUUAUUAAGGAGCAUUCAACACAUCAUAAUUCUCAACUUUCACCGAUGGAAAUUCGAUCAAAAGUUGUUCACGUUUUGGAAAGAGAUGUCACGAACGUAUUCAUGUUUCAAUAUGAGUAUUCACUCAAAAAGCAUAUUACAAGCGUCUUGUCAUGGUUUCUAGCUUUUCAUAUUUAUUUCAUUCAAGAAAUUGCUCUCUGUUUUGUAAAGUUUGAGAAUUUUGAUAACAUUUUCGUGGGUGAUUUGUCACUCUUAACAACCCUUCCGAGAAAGAUCAAAAUUUCAUCAUCAACAACUCACACAACGACAGAACAGACCUCUACUUUUGAUUUUUAUAUGAAAUUUCUACUGAAUUUCGUAUCUUCAGAACUUGUUCAUAACAUUUCCAUGCCUCCUUCUUCACUCUGUACAAAUUUUGAUCGAAUCACUUUUUUAAAUUUAUUAGCACGUCCAACGACGCUGUUUGAAAGCUCACUACUUCAGAAACUUGAAAAGUUAUUUCAUCUCUCCUUUCCAAAUCAACCCAAAAUUAUUUUAAAUUAUUCAACAUUGCUACAUCUACACCAAUCACAAAUAUACUCCAUACCAGACUAUAUUCUUUCAUUACCGACUGAAAAUGUCAUUCAAUUAUUGGCAGAACGAUCAAUAUUUGAAUAUCAGUUUUUGUCAUCCAACAAUAAGGACGGACAAGUCGAUCCAAAAUUAACAAGCCAAUUAGAAUCGGUACAAUAUGAAUGCUUGUGGCAUUCAACAUUUUUUGACAAGAAAAAAGAUACAUCUAAAAUAUUGAAAUUUCUUUCAACAUUUCGAUUAUGGAAAAACAAGGAAAUUUCAAAUGACAAUGCACUUAAAGCAUUAAUUGUGUGGAAUGAAUUUGCAAAAAAUUCUAUGGACCAGCAGGAGAAGAGAAUGGUAUACAUCAAAUCCUAUAUAAGGAUGAUCAAUGUGAGUCGAAAAAUUAUUGAACCAUCUCUGGCACAAUCAUUCAUCCUUAACGAACUUGGUAAUUUACUACGAAAAGAUACAACAAGUACCAUUAAUCCUUCCAACUCCACCACUAUAACUGCGACACAAGACUUUAUUCAACUCAGAGAACCUCUCUCUAAAAGUGACGAUCCAACUUUUGAACAAGCUCAAAAUGAAGUGUUUGAAUGGUUCGUAGAUCGACUCCAGGAAACCACGGCUAGCUCAGAGACUAUUAUUUCUUGUAUUCGAGAAGCUCUCAUUUCCCCACAUGUACAUUUACCAACAAUUAUUCCACUAAUGGCCAAAUUGAUUCGAACGCAUGAAAAUCACAUUCUCACUCUGAUCGAUGAAAGUCUCUGUAGGGCCAUUGAAUCCGAGGACAUCUCACUUGCUCUUACGUGCUUAAUUGUUGCACGUAAUAUUUAUUCCAUUCCAAAAUAUAUCAAGACAAGCUCCUCCUAUGCUAACAAACCAACCCUAGUGAACAAUCAACACUUAUCAACCAUUGACCAAUGGAUGAAGGACCAUUUAUUCAUGUAUUUAUCAACUGGAUCGAACACAAUCAUGGCUGGAGGAAUUUCUCUUGAAAGAAAUGCAAAAAGCGCCUCGUUUGUGUGUAAAUUAAUUGAUACCAUCAUACCUUUGGAGAGCGUAACAUUUUUGCAAAUGUAUCAACGAGUGUUAAAUGGAAUUACAAAUUCACGUCAUGAACUAGUGUCUCAAUUGACCAACAAGUUGAAAAAACAGCUUACUGAGAUGUCAGACGACAACACCAACAUGACGGACAUGUCGAACCCUAAUAAUGAGAAUGGUGCCUAUUUUGAAGUGAAAAACAUUCUUGAAGAGUAUGAGAAACUUGGAGAUGAAAUAUUUAACAAGAGUGCCCAAAAAAAAGGAAAUUCAUCAGCUCCACCUCUCGUUUACUAUCCACUCAUGAAAAAGAAUCGAUGGUGUAAUGUCAUUGUACCAGAGCUGUUAGCAUUUACUUUUCGAAAAGAAGGACGAGAUGAUGUUGAAUUCGAAAAGGCUAAAAGAAAAUAUGACAAGCUGAAAUUUGCAUUACUUUCAUCAUUGCGAAAUCGAAAAAUGAUUCCUGAAGACACGACGAUCGCUGCUAAAGAAGACGUCAACGCUGAAAUUUCAGGAAAGGAAUCUCUUAAUUGUAGCAUCCAAGAAAAGAUGACACAUCUUGAAGGAUGUCUCUCACGUGUCACUGUAGAAAUUGAGCACCAAAUGAGAAAACAUUCGGGCCUAAUGAAAAUGGAAACCAUUUGUGGAAUUUUCUAUGAAGCUCAUAUUCUCAUUUUAGAAGUGCUCAAAGAUUGUGAAAAAGAAGACACGAAUCGACAAUUGGCAAUUGCUAAAAACAUCAUUCAAAUGGCAUUGCAAACCUUUUACGAUUGUUGCACAUUAACAAGUGGAUCUAAUUCUGAUACUCAAAGUGUGGCUACACUUUCAGAAGAUACCAAACAAACUCAUCUGGAUUGGAUUGUUCUUUUCAAGGUUGGAAUUCUCAUUCCGCUCGCUCAUUUCUCAUCAAUAUUCAAACAAAGUAUUGUUGAGUGUUUGAAAAUUUACCUCUCCUCAACAAUAUCCACAUCUGAUUCACAAAAAUCCAACACAGAUAUGUGCUACAUGCUUUCGACGCUCGUGGCCUCUCUGUGCAUCAUUUCCACAAAUGAAGUCACCAUUAUUCGAGAAUUUAUUGAAACACUAUGCAACAAUGAAAAGCAUCGACCAUAUGCCUUUUCACUCCAAGAAGCUCUACAGAAGAGAUACCAAUUACUUCGCAUGUGUUUUGAAAUUGAUUUAAUUCCUUCAAACUUUUCUGAUGCCAUUCAAAUUGGUCAACUUGUUUUGGCUAUUUUGGAAGCAAUCUCUAUUUUUGAAAAGUACAAUUCAGGAUUUGGAGUAGCACAUAAUGUGUUUGAAGUUUUAGACGUUCAUAUUUUAGAAGAAACAUUCAAGGUGUUAGUAACAAAUCAUUUAGAAACCAUCUUGUCGAAAGAGAAUCGUUUUUAUUGCUUAUUUCCGUCAAGUAUUGUACAAUUAUUUGUUUGGAUUGUCUCUAGAUAUUAUCAAUUAUUUUUCAUUGUUGAGAGUAGUGAACGACCACUGAGAGUUUCAUUUUCUGCAGAACUCGUUUCACAGCUUUUGACAUCAAAUCCAAAACGUUCAACUAGUUGUAACCGAACAUCAAGCCACGAACAACAAACAAAACAAGAAGACAUUCUAUUGGAUCAAAUGAACGCAAUGAUUCAAGCACUUUCCAGCAAUACUAUGGUUUCAAUGUUUUUUGAGAAAACACCAGAAUUGACAUUUGAACAAUGGCUUCGACUUGAAUUAUUAAUGACCUGUGAAGACAAACUCUCUCUUGACCUCUACUAUAAGCAACAUUUAUUGAGCUAUUUAUCGCAAACAUGCUCUCAAAGUCCACACCGUUCGAAACCAUUCGUUCUCUCUCAAUUUAUUUCCAUCAUUACACAAGAGAUAGUUUUAACGCCGUCGCCUUCAUCUACAAGAGCUAUGAUUAACACAUGCAUGAUGAAUGCUGUCUCAAGUUUAAUACCAAAAUUUUUCCUUGUUUCGAAUAGCCAUCGUGAUCACGAUGAGAACCACAAUGAAGACUCUUUAUCCUCCUUAUGGCUACUUGAAAUUCUUUUGAAUUUACUUCAACACGCUCAAUCAAAGCAUAAGAGAAGUGUUGUGAGAGAUUUCACAACACUACUUCAACAUGUAGAUCCAAUUAUAUUUAUCAUUGGAAGUUAUUCCAUUCCUAAUUCAGUCAUAACCAGAACUGCACGUGAUCGUAAUAAUACAAGUAAGAUCAACAACACCAACGCAUUAACAGAAUGGCUUGAAGAAGCAUUAACGACAUUGACGAUGAAAAUUCUAAAUCCAAUGAAUUCCAUUCAUCCAUGGCCAACAGAAUUCACAUCCAAAAUUUUAGAGGGAUUGCUAUUCCUAGCUUUAUUAUGUUUUACUGCAUGUGAAGAUUCUCAACAAGAAGAAGAAUUUUCUUCGAGCACAACAACCUUAUCGAAACUAUUUGAAAACUUUUGGAGUACGAAUUUUAUACUUCGAUUGAAUUUGUCGAGAAAUUUGAGCUUUUAUUCGACAUUGAUUGAAAGUUUCAUUCUAUCUCAUUUCAGUCACAAUUCGAAAAUGCAAGAAUUUUAUGCACAAUGUUUUGGAGAAGAACUCUUAACUGGUGGCAUUCAAUUCGCUCAAACAUUCCUCAGUGAAGCUCCAGGUUCUGAAGAAAUUCUACUCAACUGUUUGUUACAAACGCAGAACCAUCCUGAUGGCCAAAAGUUCUUGGCUUGUCAACUCACUGAAAUUAUUUUACAUGCUUAUCGAGGUAGUACCCAUGAUGGAGAGCCGUAUCAUGAGUUGAUACAUUCGUUAUUUAAUCAGAAAGAAGAAAAACAUUUAUCCUGUUCUCAUACAGUGGAAAUGCUAAAAUAUAUGAAAACGGUCAUGAUGAUGAAAUGUUCUACUACUUUACAAAUCGAAAGUCAUCCAUUGGAACAAACAAACACGUCACAACAACAACAACAAGUGGUUAAUUUGACGUGCCAACAGUUGACAGCUCUUGCUUCAGCUCAUGAAGAAUAUUCGAAAGCAUUUAUGAUCCAAUUCUUUCAGUGUUUAUUUGUGACUUAUUCAAGUUUGGUUAUGAAUAAUAGUUUGUGGAACGAGAAAAGUGUCACACCAAUAUUUUAUCCUACUCAACACGCUUUUCAAUUAUCGAACGGAGAGAAUUCCAUUUAUUUGAAAUUGAUGGAACAAGUAAUGAACAAGAUGAUAGCUUUGAAUGGGAAUUUUUAUUUGGAUUUGUUUGAGAAAAUUUAUAAUCUCUUUGAGAAUGCUCAGUCGACAGAUUUCACAUCAUCAAUAAUGUUGCAAUUAUUUGAUUCUAUUCAUUCUUCAAAAAAAAGUCUCGAUGAAAUCCAUCCACAAAACGUUCGAAUGAAUGUGUACGGAAUUUUGGUAGUUGCCAUUUUCAAGUUGACCUUGUCCAAUUCAACUCUAGUACAAGCCAUUCAGACACAGUUGAAUCAUCCUGAAGAAGAGAAUGCCAUGUCGACAUGGAUUAAUGCAGAGUGGUAUCAAGCUAAAUUUUGCAAACUUGUUUCAAUACUGAGGAAAAUUGCGUACGUGGAUGGAACAGAAUACUUAUCGUCACACAACUCUACAGAAGCCAUUUCUAUUUUACGUUCCUUGUUGGAUCGCGGACUCAUUUCAGAGCAAGAAGCAGAACCAGAAAUUGAUUUAAUGGGUAUUGAAUUUUCUCAACUCGAAUAA
This is a messenger RNA of Naegleria lovaniensis, 5706 nucleotides long. RefSeq lists its product as uncharacterized. The coding region runs from base 1 to 5706 and encodes 1901 amino acids. Lineage: Eukaryota; Heterolobosea; Eutetramitea; Acrasida; Naegleriidae. The transcript has a single exon. The record is from RefSeq and is a predicted model, not a curated record.